AUGAACACUGAGCAUUGGAGGACUGUAUGGCCUUGUGCACCUCAUCUAGCCAACUUUCUACUACUCCAUAAGGAAAUGUUAGCAGACAAGGUGAUAAUCGAGCUAGGGGCUGGCUGUACAGGUUUGGCUGGCUCGAUAGCGAUCAGAUGUGGCGCCAAAAAAGUAAUAUUCACCGACCACCCUAAAAUUCAUGAAUCUCUACAAGUUCUGACGGAGAAUGUGACCGCAAACGAUGAGUUUAUGACUGAGGGACAAGAGUAUGAAAUUUUGGGUCUGGACUGGGCGGCUGUUCUCAAGAAAAACGCUUCAGUAGAGGACUUUGGUCCUGAAGUCGCCAAAAUUAGUCAUGUAGAUUACAUCAUAGGCUCCGAUGUCUUCUAUGAACCCAAUGAUUUCAAAAAGCUUGUUAGGACGGUUUCGGUUUUUGUCAAAAAGUUUCCCAAGCUGAGAUUCUAUUUCUCUUAUCAAGUCAGAGAUGAAUCAGACUCUAUUGAGCACUUGCUUCUUCUUGAAGGAUUGGAAUGCCAUUUACUACGAACUGUUCAUGAAGAUAUCACAAUACAGAUAGGACUUAUUCAAAAAGCUAAGGCACCACUAGAUGCAGUGUUUGCUGGUAUUGAGGGAGGUGCUACACAUUCAAAGCUGGUGUUUGCUCGGUCAGACGGGAGUUUCAGUCAAGAAGUUGUUGGUCCAAGUACGAAUCCUUAUUUGAAUGGCUUCGAAGAAACUGGUGACACUAUUGGAAAUUGGGUUAGGGAGUCAGCUUAUGCAGAAAACGUUGAACUACCCUUGGAAAGUUUGGGCAUGGGGUUAUCUGGUGCAGAAGAUGAAGACUUGAAUAAGCAUUUCGUCAGAUAUAUGUCAGAACAUCAUGGAGACAUAGCAAAGUCUUUCCAUUUAGUAUCAGAUGCAGUGUGUGCUUUGCAGGCUUCUUUCGAAAAUGAGGGUAUUAUCGCUAUUGUUGGAACGGGUUCUAGUUUUCGAAUGCUGUCAGCUUCGGGAGAAGUUUUCUGUGUUGGUGGUUGGGGCCAUCUUAUAGGUGAUGAGGCUAGUGGGUUCUGGAUAGCCCAAAAAGCCAUAAAGAUGUUGUUCGAUGCAGAAGACAGAGUUCAACGAAUAGAGGAUAUUGAUAUUCUCCGGAAACUUAUUUACUCGCAUUUCAAAAUAACUAGAAAAAUGGAUUUACUAAAUAUGUUGUACACUAACUUUGAAAAAUCUGUAAUAGCUGCAUUAACCCUAUCCUUAUCUAAACGAAUUGAUGUACCUAUCAUUGCAAAACUAUUCUAUGAUGCCGGAUAUGAAAUUGGAAAGCAGAUCAGCGGCUUUUAUCCUGAAAUGAGUGAAGAAAUGAAAGAAUGUUGUAACGUUGUGGUUAUCGGAUCUGUUUUCAAAUCCUGGCCUUGUUUGAAAUUAGGUUUUUAUGAUUGCAUGAAGGCGAGAAAACAGAUCCGGCGCGCGAAAUUCUACAAAAGCACCAUGCAGCCUGCCAUAGGAGCCAUUCUUUUUGCAGCUAAAAAGUGCAAAAUGCAGAUUGUUUGUGAACGAGAACUUGUUGUGCUUGACGACAUCACAUUCGCACCAGAGAGAGCCCCAGAAAAACCUGUAGCACAAAUUUCCUCGAAAAGCACUCCGAAAACUUCUGGGAAUCCCCCACGAAAGGUGACUCCCAGAACUUCCAUUAACUCUCCUCAGAAAACUCCGAAAGCCAUGGAAGCUAGUUCAGGUGGUGCAGGAAGAAAGGAUUGA
This is a messenger RNA of Auanema sp. JU1783, 1746 nucleotides long. Lineage: Eukaryota; Metazoa; Nematoda; Chromadorea; Rhabditida; Rhabditidae. The record is from the annotation of a GenBank genome assembly.